UAAUUUCUGGUCGUCAGGUGUGGACGCUGGUACCUAGAGACCCGCUUCCCUGCACGGGGGGGCUGGACCACAGGCUCCACGUAGCUCCUGCGGAGCGCGACCUCUGCCUAGCUUGCGGGGAGGACGCGUUAGGGGUUUCCUUUAGGGUCUGGCUCUAGUGGCCGGGUGUGAAGGGGAAAGGCGGUCGCGCGGAAUUCUGGGACUUGUAGUCCGCGCCGCGCGGGGCCGCGGUUGGGUUGGGUGCACGUGGGUAACUGUGGAAACGAGUCCCAGAAUGCUUCGCGCCUUUCGGAGCUUCCCGGCUCUGCUAACUCGUGCUUUUUCCUCAGCGGACCCGAGCGCGCUCUUGGGAAUCUUCUCUUGUCCCCUGGGGCUGGAGCGAUUCACUAGACCUUCUCUCUGUGUCAGCGGGAGGGGGAAAACCAAGCCAGACACAGUCCUUUUGCACUUGGGUUCUUGAUUCACUAGUUGAUUGCUUCCUCCGGCAUUUGGUGGCCUUAUUUGUAAUUUGUAGGGUAAUGCUUAGUGUUUUAUCAUCUAGCUCAUAGGUUUGGAAAAACAUUCAAAAUUCAGCACGAUCUUAAAGCAGAGUUUAGGAUGCUGUGUUUAUUGUGGCAUCCAGUGUAUGUAAACACUAGUUUAAAAGGCUUAAUUUUACAUAAAUCUCGGAAUGCAGUGGAGACCAGUGUAACCCUUGUGAAGACUUCCAGCUGAACUCUCAUCUCUCAACACUGGCAAAUAUUCAUAAGAUCUACCAUACCCUUAAUAAGCUAAAUCUAACAGAAGACGUUGGCCAAGACGAUCACCCAACAGGAAGCCUGCGGUCUUGCAGUUCCUCAGACUGCUUUAGUAAAGUGAUGCCGCCGAGGAAAAAGAGAAGACCUGCCUCUGGAGAUGAUUUAUCUGCCAAGAAAAGUAGACAUGAUGGCAUGUAUAGAAAAUAUGAUUCAACUAGAAUAAAGACUGAAGAAGAAGCCUUUUCAAGUAAGAGAUGCUUAGAGUGGUUCUACGAAUAUGCCGGUACUGAUGAUAUUGUAGGUCCUGAAGGCAUGGAGAAAUUUUGUGAAGACAUUGGUGUUGAACCAGAAAAUGUAGUUAUGCUUGUCCUAGCUUGGAAAUUGGAUGCACAAAACAUGGGUUAUUUUACUCUGCAGGAAUGGUUAAAAGGAAUGACUUCUCUACAAUGUGAUACAACAGAAAAGCUCAGAAAUACUUUGGAUUACUUAAGAUCAUUAUUAAAUGAUUCUACAAACUUUAAACUUAUUUACAGAUAUGCAUUUGACUUUGCACGGGAAAAGGACCAGCGCAGCCUAGACAUAAACACUGCCAAGUGCAUGUUGGGACUGUUAUUAGGAAAAAUCUGGCCCCUUUUUCCAGUUUUUCACCAAUUCUUAGAGCAAUCAAAAUACAAAGUUAUUAACAAAGACCAGUGGUGCAAUGUGCUAGAGUUUAGCAGGACAAUUAACCUUGACCUCAGCAACUACGACGAAGACGGAGCGUGGCCAGUUUUGUUGGACGAGUUUGUGGAGUGGUAUAAAGACAAACAGAUGUCCUAGGACUUUAUGCAUAGCAGCGAGAGAGUCACUGUUACCACAGAUAUGUCAACCAUUAGCCAUAAAUUGCUGUUUGUAUCCAAGCGCAUGCUGCUUUUCUUGCACUGUCUCCCUUCUGCAGGGACGUUGUGGUGUUUGCUAUGGAACGGGUCAGCUCUGCUUGCUGUGUAGCAUUGUUCUCUUGGAAGGCUGCUUUGCGGUUUGUAUUUACACUACAGAUUGGUGAAUUUGCCAACGUCCUCACUGUGAUGAUGUGUAUAUUGCUGUUUAAAUUUUGUAUAUGUGUAUAAAAAGAAAAAGCUUCACCUAGAGAUUAUUUCUGCAAAACUGUAUUGUAAAAAUAAUUUUUGUGGCAUAUUUCUUAGUCCCUUUUUUCAGACGAACCAAUUCUACUUUAUUUGGUCUCAAAUGUAGCAUUUCAGAAAACAAGAGAGAACAACUGUUACCACAAGUAAAUGUUACCUGAAUUAACCUUCUUGUUUAAGAGGCCAACUUUCGUGAAGCAGGUGGGAGUCCUAAAUUUUCAGAGGCAUAUACCAAAUAUAAUUUGGUUUACUUAAAUAUGAGCGCUUUUAAACGACGGAAGUUCUAAUUACUUGAACAUACAGACACGCACCAUGCCACAAGCCUUUCCACCAUGCGAGGUGUAGGAUUUUAUCCUCUGAUGUUAAAGCCGGAGUAGUUCGAAUAUAGGUACACGUGAACAAAUGAAAAUCGCACCUUUUGAAAACGAGCUUGAAACUCUCGUAAACUUCCUUCAGCGGUUCUGUUUCUCCUUUUGCAUUCUCCUAGUCAGUGUUGGGUCUGCCGAUGCUUCCCGUGCCAUUCGAAGUAACCUUGAUUUCGCCUCCUCCGUGGAAGCCGAAUGGUUCGCUGGCAGUUUGUCACCGCAGAGCACUUCUAGUUGUGGUUUGGAUUUUCAGUUAAGCUUUCACGGUGUCUAAUUUUCUAGUUUUUUGGAAAAAGAACUCUACUGUAAGCGAGAGGUUUCGUUUCGUUUCGUUUCGUUUUGUUUCUCUCAUGCUAGGCUUUCCCUGGCAGAAUGUCCAUUGCAGGCAGUGGACACGAAACCACCAGCAUUGAGCUAACUUUAUUACGCAGUAGGACCUUUCCUGGAGGGGCCACUCGUCAUUCAUUAUCUGGGUAAUUUGUACAGAAAGGUGAUAGCCAUUAUUUAUGUGGAUGAGGAAACAAGAGUAAACAGGACGGUAUUUGGGGGUUUGUAUGCUGUGUCUUUUUUUUCCCCCCCUUGCCUUACCCUUCUUGAGGAAAUUUUUAGGUAACAUGUUCCCCCUCAACUAACUGGUGCUAUUGAAUGCCUGAUUUAGUCCCUAAAGUUUUGUGAAAACGUAAAAGUCUAAUGAUAUAAACCAAGUAAAAAGCUAAUGGUGCAUUUGAACAAAUGAAUCCUAUAGAUGUGAGCAGGAUCCAUGAUUAAAUAAUGAUUGGAAGAGGUUUGGGUUAUUUCAAAAUCUGGCCAAAAAAAUCUUUUGGAUUAAAUGUGAACCUUUAAAUGGCAUUAAAUGAGUAAAGCACACAGACGAUGCUACUCUUGACCACUAUGUCACAGUUUAUUUGCAAACAGUGUUCAGAUUUUCAUAUUAUUUUUUUCCCUAACUGAACCACCAAAGACAGAAAUUUUGUAUGUAUAUACGGUGUGUGUGCAUAUACAAAAUCAUGAUAUGGUAGAGUGAAAUUACUUCCUUUUUCUACCAAAUAGAAAUGUUUGGUUUGCUGUGAAAUAAACCAGAAGUGUGAAAAACUCUGUAGUGAUUAAGCAUACUUGAUCAUUCCUUGCUUAGGAAUUGUAGACUCACUUCUACCUUACAAAUUCAUACCAGUUUGCACAAAUUAAUACCUGAGAAGCAUAGAAGGUGUUGAUGGCAAGCACAGCUCUUGGGACCUAUGUGUUGCAAGGGGUUCCGUUCCAACGGGUGCCUGUUACUCCAGUGACGAUUGGCCAUCGCCAAGUCUGAAUUGGCGAAGAACUUGAUUUGUUUCCAAAAGUAUCCUGUGAAGUUAAAAAAACAAAAACACACUUUAAUGGCCACGGUUCUUAAAUUUGAUCAAUUGCAGUUUUGUUUAAACAAGUAUGAAUCACAGAUAAAGUUGUUGUAAACAAGUUAUUGUUAGAAACUGGAGAAUGUUUUAAACACUAAGCACAGUUAAUCCUAAAAUAAAAGGAUUGUUAUGGGGAGACGUUACAUUUCAUCCAUGGUGAACAUUUUGAUGAUGGGCGGAAAACCUGAGUGAAAACUGUUCGUGGUACAGAAUGUGAAAGUAGGUAUUCCAACGUGAUGAUAAUCUUGCAUAUUUAGAAAACUCCAAAUAAUUUUCAAACUUCCUUGAAAAAUAAGCCUCUGUGACUGUGGAGUGCUUGCCCUCAGUUCUUGAUUUUAUGCAGUCAGCACUUGUUUCUAGGGAGCAGAAAAGGGGCCAAAUGAGUAAUAAGAUACUUUUCUCUUAAAAAUGUUCCUAAGUUACAUAAAAUUGAGCAGUCAUCAGACACUUAUUUAGUGGUUAAUGUUAAAGAAAUUAGGGUGCCUUCUUCUGGUUUUUCUUUCUUACCUGUCUACACCUUUUCUCUCUUUCCACUGUGUUUUGAACUACACAUUGCAAUACUCUGUUGUCAUGGAAUACAACUUCUCAGUGUUUCCUGGUAGGUCAGAAGUUUCAUGAUUUGAUUUGCCAUGAACACCCACUGUAAUGUUACAUGCCGCUUUUUUGAAGCACGAACUCUGAAUUAAGUUUUUACAGAAUCUGACCAGACACCCCUCUAGAUUCUCAUUUAACAACGGACAUCUGUUGCUUCUCAAGGCUCCAUUUUAACAGUGCUUUUGAAGUUUAUACAGAAAGCUUUCCAAGUUAGUUUGUGCCCUUGGUUUUUAUUCUUACAACUGCUAAAAUACCUCUGUAAGCCUUAUCUUUUAUUCUUUCAUAUGUUGUAUAAUAAAUGUAUAGAAUUCAUUGACCAACUAAACGUUGGGUGUCUGUAAAUGAGACCAAAACAUGGGUUGCUUUUUAUCAUAGAAUCCUUUCCCUUGGGGGUUACUGUUAAGUGGACAGCAGCCAACCUGUAACUGUGAACGCUUCGUGUCGUCAGUAUUUGCAUUACAUCCAUAAAUGCGUGCAAGUCCUGUGACUCCAGCUUAACUACAAUACUGUUAUGCCACCUAACUUGAGUACAGCAAACUGGUUUUAGGUUUUCAUGGAAUUGAUGUAAAAUGAUAUCCCAUAAAUAAAAAGUAUUUGUGUUUGGUUUCAGAA
Molecule: messenger RNA, 4820 nt
Organism: Neofelis nebulosa (Clouded leopard)
Lineage: Eukaryota; Metazoa; Chordata; Mammalia; Carnivora; Felidae
Gene: DCUN1D4
Product: defective in cullin neddylation 1 domain containing 4
Exons: 11
Coding region: 858-1556 (232 amino acids)
Biological process (GO): positive regulation of ubiquitin-protein transferase activity; protein neddylation
Cellular component (GO): ubiquitin ligase complex
Molecular function (GO): ubiquitin conjugating enzyme binding; ubiquitin-like protein binding; cullin family protein binding
Source: RefSeq, a predicted model, not a curated record